AUGGUGGAUAUGCACCCUGCUUCCUUCCUGGGUGACUCCAAGGGAGCAGAGAAGCACUCUCAUCCUUCCCAUUCAAUUCCUUUUGCUGCUGCAAGCCUGCUGAGGAAGGUUGCCACGUCCAUGGUGUUGCUGACCCAGGUCCUCUGUGUGAGUAGCAUCAAGGGGGCGUACCUGCAUCCUCUGCCCAGCCAGCGUGCAUCUGCUCUGACCUUUGGGGUCUGGCAUUUGUGACUUCUAUGAUUUUUCAGACUUUGCUCUGAGGAAAGCCACCAACAGUGCCACUGGCAGCUCAUGUUUUAUGAGGCCGUACUCGAGUACAUAGUUCAAUUCCAAAGGACUUUUCUGCACUAGGGCCUGCAGUGGAUCAAAUGUGAAGGGUUUUCCAUUUCCCUUAGUUCCUUCUGCGGAUCUCAGUGUUAUGAUAGAGAUGUCUUUCUGCCGUUUCAGCAUGUUAGGAAUUGGAGUAAUAUAAGUCCACUAGAAAUGAUUUUGAUUUUUGCAUCAUCUGUGCUGGCUGGGCCCCACAUCCUGCCAUGUAAUUCUUUACUGACCAAGUGAAAGGGACUUGUAAGGUAGUGGGGAGGACACAAAACUGGUACCAUGUCUGCCAGGUGCCGGGAUCGUUGUGCAGUCUGGAAGGCUCCAAACCCAUGAGCUUCCUGUUGGUGUGAUUACUCUGUCUCGCUUCAGCUGGCUGACUUGAAAUGAAAAUAGCACUGUUGACUGGCACUUGCUGCAGCUGGCAGGUGGAAAAGCUGGUUUUCUGUUCCAAGACUUUCCACCUCCUUUAUGUUUUAUGUCUGGAUGCACAUCCAGAAGAAAAGGUAAAGUCACCAUCUUUGGAAUGCCCUGUGCUCGCUGGAGCAUAGUGAUACCUUCGAGCCAUACCACAGUCUCCUUAAUUGUCCUUCUUUCACACUAAUGAAUAAUUAACUGCUGUGUGCAUGUCCACAGACAGGCUGGUCAUGGGCAUCUCUGUGGGGUCAUGCUGACCUGCAGAUAUUCAUAGGGAGAGGGAGCUGCUUACCUCAGCAUGCAAUCUCUUGGCCUUGCUACCAGCCUGUUAUCACUUUGGCCACCAGCUGACCGAAGCUAAUGUCUCUGUGACCUGCAUUUGCAAUAGGCAAACGCUGACCAGUCCCCAGCAUCCUCAGAGCACGAGCACACAAACAAAUCGAGGUGAGCUAGGUGUGAAUUUGCAGCAAGUCAGCUCCUACACUGCGACUCCCGCAAGGUAAGCAAGUGCAAGGUGGCUCACAGGAGAGUGCCAGGCUAUUUUUGUUUCCAAGGGCAACAGCUCUCCCACAGGAACUUACCACAAAAAGCCACCCCAUUUUUGAAUGCCUGCUAUAUGGGAAAGCAUAAACCUCAACUUUCCAAAGUUCAGCUGUUUGCGUCAAGGCCCCCAAGCAAGUAUUUGGUAGGCUCAGCUUUCCUGCUUGUUGCAAGUUGAGUCAUGUCGCACUGACUCCUGUGUGCUGCAAGAAACUCCCACCCUCUUUUUGCUGUGGAACUAGAGCACAGUUUGGGGCUUUUGCUAUGGAACUCGAGCACUUUGAGGCAUGCCUGUAAUUCACAUGGCAGUAAGGUUCAUGGAUUGGAGAUGGUCUCUUCUUGUUUCAUGUUAUCCUGCAAGUAACCACUCUGCCUCCGAUGCUUUGGAGCCUAAAAAUGCUUUUGACUCUAAAACUGCCAUCUCUCGCUGGGGGUUUUUUACCUUAAAAGUUUUUUAGCAGAAAUCUGGGGAGGUUGGCACUGAACUAUUCUAUUCUAACUAUUGUUUUUCCUCUCCCCGUUGUGUCUUGCCACCCGGGUGUUGCUGCUAUUGCCAUCAAAGCACCGAAGUGAGUCAGAGGUGGAAAAGGAGUUGAAAAGCUCAGGGUGAUACAUCGGUGCCAGUCAGAAUGACCCUUUCUAUCCGUCCAUCCCAGCAAGCCAGUGUGCAGCGGUAGCAGCUCAGAGGGCUGUGCUCAUGACUUCAUCCCUCCCUGCCGAGGGCAGAUGAGGAGCAUCGUUAUCGGCUGUCGGCCUGCGUGGCGGGGAGUCCGCGCUCUGUGCCAGCAAUGGAAAUGUCCUUGGGCGUAGGGCUCCUCCUGCAUCCCAAAGGUGACUGGGCCCUGCUGAGAAGGGGUGAAGAAGCUGGAAAAAUGGAGGAAAGAGGUGCAAAUUCAAUUGCUUCUCUGUGAUGAUGUCAUGGCAACGAGAUGCAGGACGACUCUCCCUGAUUUCUGCCUGGAGGAGAGACGGGGCAGUGGAAGCACUGACUCUCUUUGCCCUGUGUGGGUGCCUGCCCCUUGGCAAGGAAGGAUGCGGCGCCAGCUGCAGACACUUGUCCAAAGGAAGUUUAAAGUCCUCCUCCUCCUGCUGCUGCUCCUGGCCUUUCUGCUGCAUGUCACGAUGGACUUGGCUCUCCCUGAGAGUCGCAGGCUCUGCAGCUGCGAUGCAAAAGCACCAAAAGCCUUGGGUACCCCCACAGGCAGCCCUUUGCUGGCCAGCCUUGAAAAGCUGAGCCUGCGCAUCCUUCAGGACUUCAGUGGCAGCAACGGUUCCUUGGAGAAAAGCUCCCAGCCUCAGGGAGCAGGGCCACUGGGAAAAGAUGGGGACAUGGGGAUCCAGCACCAGCAUGCAGAUAUCAGUCCAGCAUGGGCCAAGGGAUCCAAGCUGGCUGCACUCUUUGAGCAUCCCCUUUAUAACAUCCCGUUGCCGAAGGUGAAGGACAAAGACAAGCUGUUUGUCGUCAAUCCCAUGGAAAAGUUCAGCCUACGGAGCAGUGGGAGCGAUGAAUGGGUCAGCAGCAGUAAAGCCGAGAUGGUCCUCCCGACAGGGAAGACAGCCUACGACACCUACCCUGCCUGGCUCAAGUUCCACGUCGGCAUCAACCGCUACGAGCUGUACCCGCGCAGGGACCCCCUGAUGCCCACCCUCCUGCAGGACCUGGCCACCAUGAAGAUUGUCAGCUCAGUGCAGAAGUCUGGCGGUACCCAGCUGAAGCUCAUCAUGACCUUCCCAAACUACGGGCAGGCCCUCUUCAAACCCAUGAAGCAGAGCAGGGAACAAGAGACCCCCGCUGACUUCUUCUACUUCUCAGACUUUGAGCGGCACAAUGCAGAGAUUGCAGCCUUUCACCUGGACAGGAUCCUGGAUUUCCGACGAAUCCCACCAGUUUCUGGUCGCUUGGUGAAUAUAACAAAGGAGAUCCGGGACAUCACGACCGACAAGAAACUGGCCAAGACUUUCUACAUCUCCCCAGCGGGCAACAUCUGCUUCUACGGGGAGUGCUCCUACUACUGCUCCACUGAGCACGCUCUGUGCGGCAAGCCGGACCAGCUGGAGGGCUCCAUGGCAGUCCUGCUGCCCGACAAAGCUCUGGCCAAGCGUCGCUCCUGGCGCAGCCCCUGGCGCCGCUCCUACCACAAGAGCAAGAAGGCUGAGUGGGAGCUGGACCCCAACUACUGCAGCCAGGUGCGCCGGACGCCGCCUUAUGACAGUGGUCAUCGCCUCCUUGACCUCAUCGACAUGGCAGUACUUGAUUUCCUCAUGGGCAACAUGGACCGGCACCACUAUGAGACCUUUGAGAAAUUUGGGAACGACACCUUCUUGCUUCACCUGGACAACGGCCGCGGCUUCGGCACGCACUCUCGUGACGAGAUGUCCAUCCUGGCCCCGCUCCAGCAGUGCUGCAGCAUCAAGAAAUCCACCUACCUGCGGCUGCGGCUGCUGGCCACCGAGCCCUACCGCCUGAGCGAGCUGAUGCGGGAAGCACUGGCUGCCGACCGCCUGGCGCCCGUCCUGGCCGAGCCCCACCUGCAGGCAUUGGACCGGCGCCUGGGCAAGGUGCUGGUGGCUGUGGGACGCUGCCUGGCCACAGCAGCACAGCCCCACCAGGUGCUGGUGGAUGACAUAGGGUCGUGGCUGUGAUGUCACGGAGACGGUGACGUGGUGUGAUGGCAAUCAUCACCCUGGGAAGAGCUUGGAGUGCGUGGUAUUGGAUGAUGCAAGGGGAGAAGGGCGGGUGCGCGCGUUAUUUAAAUAAAUAGGUCGGCCUCGUGGAGAAAACAUGAUUUGGGAUCCCGGCCAAUGGGGCUGUUUUUCCAGUCCCAGAUUCACGUGGCACGGCCAUC
Molecule: messenger RNA, 4121 nt
Organism: Lagopus muta (rock ptarmigan)
Lineage: Eukaryota; Metazoa; Chordata; Aves; Galliformes; Phasianidae
Product: extracellular serine/threonine protein kinase FAM20C-like
Exons: 11
Coding region: 2194-3918 (574 amino acids)
Biological process (GO): protein phosphorylation
Cellular component (GO): Golgi apparatus
Molecular function (GO): phosphotransferase activity, alcohol group as acceptor
Source: RefSeq, a predicted model, not a curated record